AUGACAGCGGCGGUGGAAAUUAAUGAAACGGCAGCGGAAAUGGAAUUAAAAUUUUCUGUAUUUUUUAAAGUUGUAAGUUUUUAAUAACAACACAAUAUUUAAUUUACAGCAGGAAUUAUUUACUUAUUACAAAAGUUACUUUAAUGUUUCGAAUCCGCGACUCAUCAUCAGAAUAAAUAUACCAUAUACACUCUAGAUAGAGAUACUUUGAUGUUACAUUUACACUGUACGUAUUAGGUUGAGGAAAAAGUUCGUGCGCCGUGUUAAAAUAAUGAUUUUUUAUGCAUGAAUUUAUUCAAAAACAACAACAACUAUUCUUCAAAAUAAAGACCGUCAUUGUCCACGACC
Molecule: messenger RNA, 348 nt
Organism: Didymodactylos carnosus
Lineage: Eukaryota; Metazoa; Rotifera; Eurotatoria; Philodinida; Philodinidae
Source: the annotation of a GenBank genome assembly